UCUCAUGCCUCAGGCAUAGGAUAUUUUUGCAUUACCUAAUCCCUCAUUUCGCAACCAAUCAGCGCCCAGCAAAAACCGACCUUCCAAACCUCUCCGCCGCAGCUUCAACUCAUCGUCGUCGACCUUGUACUGCCCGCACCAAAACCGCCCUCUCCUCCUCCUCCUCCGGAAUUGCAUCCCACCCUCCCCAAUUGCCAUUGACCUACCCUCUCCGGAAACACCCCAGAAACAACCGUCACCAUGGCCCGCCGCGAGUCCAGAUUCUCCCAACAGGUGCUGGUCGACACCACGCCGAUGCCCGACCACAUCCCCAAGGUGGAGGAGAUCGGCGCGACGUCCGCCCCGCUGUUCAGCGCCGCCUACUUCAUCGGCGACCGGUGCCGGGCCUACAACGACGACUUCAUGAAGUGCAAGGCCGAGGCCAACGGCCGCGGCGAGCUGGAGUGUCUCAAGGAAGGGCGGAAGGUGACGCGCUGCGCCGCGAGUGUGAUCAAGGACAUUAACACCCACUGCCUCAAGCAAUUCACCGCCCACUGGGAAUGUCUCGAGCAGAACAACCACCGUCUCUUCGACUGCCGUAAGGCCGAGGUGAACUUGAACGCCUGCGUGUUCGACAAGUUGGGCCUCAAGAAAACCAUCCCCGGUGCCCCCGAAGAUCAAACCCCCGUGCACCUGCGCCCACAACAGAUCUUCUCCCGCUAUCCCGGCCGGCAGUGGCAAGCGAACGAGGAUGGGACGCCCAUUCUCGACAAGAACUAAAGCAGGGGUUCAAGUUUCGACGUCUAAUUUCCUUUUUUCUAUGGCCGUGCGGUCUUGUUUUUCCCAGUUUCUUUGGUCUAUGUUUCGAGGUGUUUCCGCCCAUUGGUUUCCGAUCGAAAUGGCUCUCGUGUGUGUAUGUGUGUGUGUGUAUAUAUAUUAGCAUCAGGAAUAUUCAUUUGGUAUCAGAAGA
Molecule: messenger RNA, 949 nt
Organism: Aspergillus uvarum CBS 121591
Lineage: Eukaryota; Fungi; Ascomycota; Eurotiomycetes; Eurotiales; Aspergillaceae
Product: coiled-coil-helix-coiled-coil-helix domain-containing protein
Exons: 4
Coding region: 241-759 (172 amino acids)
Biological process (GO): mitochondrial electron transport, NADH to ubiquinone
Source: RefSeq, a predicted model, not a curated record